ACAUCUCAGUAUAAUCCUAAACACACACACACCCACACACACAUGCACAUACUUACCCCCUCGUUCCCUCACUCAUGCACACUCACACGCAUUCAUUCGCUCACUCCUCAGGACAGAUGGCAGAAGGAAAGCGAGCAUCUGAACCCAUCAACUUUGUGCAUCAGGAUGAAAUCUGGAAAGCACACGUUAAACUGGAGAAGGAUUCUUCUGAGGUCUGGCCCAACAAGUGGGGUUUCCUGACCUCGGUCUACCAGGAGUGCAGGAGUGAGAACACGAAGCUGAAGAAACCAGGGGCAGGAGAACUACAAGAACCCCACCCAGAAAAACAGGUUCAUACAACCCAGGCGCUCAUUGGUUGGCGCUCAGGUCAUUCACAUCUACAGCUGGAGAAGUAUGGAGCGGUGCAUCAUGGGAGGCGGAGUUUUUUGAAGGAGCUCGGCUGGCCCUUUGACUCCUGUGGCUGAGGUGUUAAACCUUUGACAACUUUUUAAACAGUGCUUAACACCUGCUGUCUUUUACACACUUCACACACUUAAUUAUUGGACAAGUAUUUAGUUGAUUCUCUCUCUCUCUCUGUAUCUAUCUGUGUGUGUGUGGUAUAGAUUUAUCUCAAUUACACUUUGUUUCUCAAGCACACGUUUUACUUGUUGUUCCUACACUGUUGUAACAUCAUAAACUGCAUUCAUAGACACCACUGGUCUAAUCAGCAGGGCUUUUCCAAUAAAAUACCUUUUCAAACACUGCCUCCGUCUGGUUGAGCUGAUAUUCUAACAGUGUUGUUUCUAAAUAUAACUUUAAUUAACUGUAUUAUUUUUUUAUUAAUUGUUAUAUUUAUUUAUUUAUUAUACGUUAUAUUUAUUUUUACUUCACUGCUUAAAGACAAUUAAUAGCACACAUGUAUUUGUUAUUCAAAAUGUAAUCGUUUGAAUUUAAAACUCAAAAUACAUUGUUUUUAGAUCUCGCGCAUCCCCUAGUGGCAAGACCACACUUUGGGAAUCCCCGGUUAAGUGAAUAUGUGUUAAGUGGAUGUGGGCGGUUAGUGAGUGGU
Messenger RNA from Cynoglossus semilaevis (tongue sole), 1048 nucleotides. RefSeq lists its product as uncharacterized. The record is from RefSeq and is a predicted model, not a curated record. NCBI's taxonomy places the organism in Eukaryota, Metazoa, Chordata, Actinopteri, Pleuronectiformes, Cynoglossidae. Bases 75 to 464 code for a protein of 129 amino acids. The transcript has 4 exons.